AUGUCGACCCGGCAGCCGUCGCGCGUCGUGUUCGUGGGGAACAUUCCAUAUGGCUUGACGGAAGAGCAAAUCACAGAAAUCUUCAGCGGCGCAGGGAGGGUCCUCAAUUUCCGGCUUGUUUACGAUCGAGAAACUGGCCGGCCAAAGGGUUUUGGUUUUGCCGAAUUCCCUGAUUACGAUUCUGCUGCAUCGGCUGUGAGGAACCUCAACGACCACGAGAUCAUGGGUCGCAAGCUGCGGGUUGACUUCAGCAACGAAACCGUUAGCGACGAGGACAAUCGCGAUCGCGAUGGCCAGGCCGGCAGUAGUGGUAGCGCUAACUACCCCAACCCCUCUGCGCCCAACGGCAGCAACACCAACGCAGGCGCAUCGUCGUACCAAACCAAUGCCCCAUCCGCUGGUGCCGGUGCCGGUGGUACCUCGCUACCCCCUCUCCCACAAGGCAAAGACCUUCCCCCCGGCGUAUCCUGCACCGACGCCAUCUCACGCACCCUCAACACCCUCCCACCCGCGCAACUACUCGACAUCCUCCAGCAGAUGAAAACCCUCGCGACCGCCGACCCCCAGCGCGCCACCGACCUCCUCACCCAGGCCCCCCAGCUCAGCUACGCCAUCUUCCAGGCCUUGCUCAUCAUGGGCUUGGUCUCCCCCGAAGCCAUCAACAUGGUUCUCGAACCCGGCGCGCCCGCUGGCGCCGCGGCUGCUGCUGCUGCUGCGGCUGCGGCCGCCGGUGCUGGUACACCCGCCGGUGGUGCCACCGGAACUCCCCCUGUUGGAGGCUACGCGCCCCCGCCGGCAGUCCCGCACCAUUACCCGCAACACGGUACGCCCGUUGGUGGUGCACCCGCUGUAGCUCCGGCUCCGGCUCCGGCGCCCGCUGCUGGCCAGCAGGAUCCGGAUGCGCUGAUGCGCGCUGUGAUGGAGCUGCCUCAGGAGACGAUUGAUCAGCUGCCUGAGGUGGAGAGACAGCAGAUUAUGGCGCUGCGGGCGAGUUAUGCUACGCAGGUUCACCGUUAG
Molecule: messenger RNA, 1017 nt
Organism: Dichotomopilus funicola
Lineage: Eukaryota; Fungi; Ascomycota; Sordariomycetes; Sordariales; Chaetomiaceae
Exons: 4
Coding region: 1-1017 (338 amino acids)
Biological process (GO): mRNA 3'-end processing
Cellular component (GO): mRNA cleavage and polyadenylation specificity factor complex
Molecular function (GO): mRNA binding
Source: RefSeq, a predicted model, not a curated record